AUGUUACAAGCACAUCAAAUUCGACCUUCUAAUUCGCCAUGGUCAUCUCCAGUUAUUAUUCAUAAAAAGAAAGAUGGUGGUAUUCGUUUUUUGGUCGACUACCGGAAGCUCAAUGCUGUGACAAAAAAGGAUUGCUUUCCUCAACCAACAACUGAAGAACUAUUAAAUCGUUUAGGAAGCCGCAAAUUUAAUACAAAACUAGAUCUUAAAUCAGAUGGUUUAUGGGAAUUCAAUGUUCUUCCACAAGGUAUUACAAACGGACCACCAACUUUUCAACGAACUAUGCACAAUCUGAUCGGUUAUGGACGCUGGGAUUACGUCAUAGUGUAUUUAGAUGAUAUAUUACUUUUUUCCACCACUUUUGAUGAAUAUGUUCAACACGUAAAUGAAAUUUUAUCCGUGCUAGAUAAAGCAAAUUUUCAAGUUAAUCCUGAUAAAUGCAAUAUUGCUGUUCGUGAAGUUAAUUUUUUAAGUCAUAUCACCAACGAAAAAUUAAUAAAACCUAAUGAAUAUCCAGAUGUAUCAACUCCAUUUGUACUAACAACUGAUGCAUCUGAGAUUGGUAUUGGUGGUAUCUUACGGCAAGAUAUCACAACUGGCACAACAAUUAAUUAUUUUAAAUCACGUGCAUUGGACGAUACUGAACGCAAAUAUGAUACAAUUGAAAGGGAGGCGUUGGCUAUUUACUGGUGUCUUACAGACCUUCGAUCAUAUAUUGGUGAUUCUGGCAUUGUAAUUAAAACUAAUCAUGAACCACUUCCGAAUUUUCAUAUAAAACAAAUUAAUAAUAAACGUAUUAUGAAUUGGAUUUUUAAAUUACAAGAUAUUUUACCACAAAUAAUUGCCGUCAAAUACCGUAACGGUUCUAAUAACAUAGCUGCUGAUUACAUUUCGCGUCCCUUUCCGUCUUCAAAUGUGAUCAAUAAUUCUACAAUUCUCGCUGAACAAACCGAUGACUGGCCUGUUGGUACUGAACAAUGGUUCGAAGACUUGCCAAAACCUCAACGAUUAAGAUUCGCUACAUCAUUCAUCAACACAACCAAUUCAACAAUUAAUGCUGUUACCACCCGGGCAAAAGCUAAACUUAUUACUCAAUCAGUUCCACCUACAUCUGCUGAACCCUCAACCACCACACCACCAUUUUCAGCUCCAUCUUCAACAUCAGAUUAUCUACCUUUUGAUUUCAGUCUAUCACAUAUACGUUUUGAACAAGAACAAGACCCGGUGAUUCAACAAAUAAUUCAGAACUUUUAUCAUAAAUCAGAUAAGCGAAACUUUAUUCUAAAAAACAAUGUUCUCUAUAAAUUAGUUUCUCGUGGACUAACCAAUAUCAAAGUAAUUUAUGCCCCAUCAAAACUUAUCCCUGAAAUACUUCAAUCACAUCACGAUCAUCCUUUAAGUGGACAUUUUGGCGUUGAACGUACCUGGUUUCUGUUAAAAAAUAAGUACUAUUGGCCACAUAUGAGAACAACCAUUACAUCUUAUAUAAAAUCCUGUGAGCAAUGUUCGAAAUACAACGUUGAUCGUCAUAAACCCCCUGGAGUUUUACAACCAAUUGAACCACCAGCCGACGUUUUUCAAAUAUUGGGCAUGGAUUGGUGGGGACCUGCUCAAACUUCGAUUAAUGGAAAUCGAUACAUAUUGGUUAUAACAGAUCGAUUAUCCGGUUACGUUUUUGCUACAGCAUCACCAACAAAUACUGCUCAAGAUACGGCCCGUAUUCUACUUGAAGAAGUAAUACUAGUUCAUGGAUCUCCUGAUAUCGUUAUUACGGACCAAGGAACGCAUUUCAACAAUGAAUUACUACAAUCUAUUACUAAUUUAAUCGGUUGCAAACAUAUUUUUUCAACACCAUACCAUCCACAAACCAACGGACAAACUGAACGCUGGAAUUCAACAUUUGUUACACAACUUGCUAAAUUUUGUAAUGAUGAUCACAAUAAUUGGGAUACUUAUUUACCAUCUAUUGUUUAUGCUUACAAUAAUAGUGUUCAUCACUCUAGUGGAUUUACUCCUUAUCAACUAGCAUUUGGUCGAAGACCACAUCAUCCGUUUGAUCCUGCCCGAUCAACCUUUUAUUUAAAAAAACCGCACGAUUAUUGGGCACAAAUCAUUAAAUAUCGUAGUAUCGCAUUAAAACAAGCAAAAGACAAUAUCAUACAUCAACAGCUCUUGUCAAAACAACGAUUCGAUAAAAAUCGAUCACACCCGAUAUAUCACAUCAAUGACCUCGUUUGGAUGAAAAUAUUUUCGAAUAGAACUAAAUUUGAUGCUCGAUAUACUGGCCCUGUUCGAAUCGUUCGAGUCCUUUCUCCAGUUUCAUAUAUUGUUGAGGAUCCAGACCUCCGGCAGUUUCAAGUACACUCGAACAAUAUCAAACGUGUUUAUCCUCGUUAG
Messenger RNA from Rotaria socialis, 2397 nucleotides. NCBI's taxonomy places the organism in Eukaryota, Metazoa, Rotifera, Eurotatoria, Philodinida, Philodinidae. The record is from the annotation of a GenBank genome assembly.